GUGAGGACGACUGGGUUUUGUAGUGCUGUUGUCGGAGGUUUCAGCGCCCUCAACUGAGAUUAUGGACUACAACUGCCAGUACGACUAGCGGUCGGCGGAGCGAUUCACACAUCCUUUGAUGGCGUCGGCGCAAGCGCGCUUAGCCCCCGUCUAGCGUUCCGCGUAGAGCCUACGAUAAAAGGAACGGAGGAAGGCCACACAAUGUCGAAGGGGCCUCUUCCUAGCUCUCCGUCUGCUUCCUCAACAUCUCCUGCCCCCGUUACCGGCGGAGCGCUGCAGGCCCAGCCGGAGAAGCCCCAGCAUUACACGUACCUGAAAGAAUUCAGAACAGAGCAGUGUCCUCUUUUCGUGCAGCACAAGUGUACCCAACAUCGGCCCUAUACCUGUUUCCACUGGCACUUUGUCAACCAACGUCGAAGAAGGUCUGUUAGAAGGAGAGAUGGAACUUUCAACUACAGUCCAGACAUCUAUUGCACAAAGUACGAUGAAACCACAGGACUGUGCCCAGAGGGAGAUGAAUGUCCUUUUCUACACAGGACUACAGGUGACACAGAGAGAAGAUACCACCUGCGCUACUACAAGACUGGUAUCUGCAUCCAUGAGACAGAUUCCAAGGGUCAUUGUACUAAGAAUGGGCAGCAUUGUGCUUUUGCCCAUGGCCCCCAUGAUCUGCGCACUCCAGUGUAUGACAUCAGGUGGGAACCUGCUUACCUGACACUCAGGGAGUUGCAGGCAAUGGAAGCCUUGCAGAAUGGGCAGCCAGCUUUAGAUGGAGCAAUAGAGGGGCAAACGGCUGUUGCUGCCAGCCAUGCCAUGAUUGAGAAAAUCCUGGGAGAAGAACCACGCUGGCAAGAUACCACAUAUGUCCUUGGCCAUUACAAGACCGAACAAUGUAAAAAACCUCCCCGACUGUGCCGUCAAGGCUAUGCCUGCCCGUACUACCACAACAGCAAAGACCGGAGAAGGAGUCCACGUCAAAACAAAUACAGGUCUUCCCCAUGCCCCAAUGUGAAACAUGGAGAUGAAUGGGGAGAUCCCAGCAAGUGUGAAAGCGGGGACUCUUGUCAGUACUGCCACACUCGCACGGAACAGCAGUUCCACCCAGAGAUCUACAAAUCAACUAAAUGCAAUGACAUGCAACAGUCUGGGAGCUGCCCACGUGGGCCAUUCUGUGCCUUCGCACACGUGGAACAGUCCCUUUUGUGCGAUGAUCUGCAGUCACCCUCUACUGUUUCAAGCCCAACACAAGCUGGACCUGUUAUGUAUAUGCCAUCAGCGGCAGGAGACUCUGUUCCAGUGAGUCCCUCCAGCCCGCAUGCUCCGGAUUUCAGCAACGUAUGGGGAAAAAUGGGUCAUCUUCCCACUAGUCCAACAUCAGCUACAAUGUUGUGCGCCAGCUUAGGAAGUCCGACAAACCCAUGUGGCUCUCCUCCUGGAUCCCUGGGGAAACCGCACAGCCUGGAUAGUUUGGGCUUCCAUUCUGACCUAUCUAGUAACUAUAAGAAAGCCCCUGGAUGUGAACGGGAGGACUCCGUAGGAGCCGAGUAUCUUAAAAGCUUCAAAAGCCAGACAAAGUUAAAACAGCACUCCCUGGAACACAGAAAUCAGGAGCAGCCAAUUCUGCAGUGCAAACAGGAGGCCCUAGCAAUAAUGCCCAUGGGCAGCCCCCUCACCUCUAGCAUCUCCUCCAGUAUAACGUCUAGCCUGGCUGCCACACCACCAAGUCCUGCGGCCACAAGUGGUACCCCUGGUAUGAAUGCCAACGCACUUCCCUUCUACCCAACCAGUGACACCGUGGAGUCUGUCAUAGAAUCUGCUCUGGAUGAUCUGGAUCUAAAUGAAUUUGGGGUGGCUGCCCUGGAGAAAUCUUUUGAUAGUAACACAGCUUCAUCCUCAGGAGGAAUCAUGAUUGGUGGCAGCCUAAUGCAGAGCUCUGCUCCUGUGAAUAUACCUGGAUCUUUAGGCAGUUCAGCAUCUUUCCACUCCACCUCUCCAUCCCCUCCAGUCACCUUGUCUUCUCACUUCCUCCACCAGACUGCAGGUACACACAGCCAGUCUGACAACACCUUUCUCAGCACGUCUGCGCAUGGCUCACUGGGUCUUAAUGGAAUGAGCAACAGUAUAUGGGAGCACUUUGUGUCUGGCAGUUACUCUCCAGGGACAUCUCCUGCCUUUCUUUCCGGCCCAGGUGGUGCUGAGCUAGCGAGGCUUCGUCAGGAGUUAGAGGAGGCCACCAGUACCAUAAAACAAUGGGAGGACUCCUGGAAGCAAGCAAAGCAGGCUUGUGAUGCGUGGAAGAAAGAAGCAGAGGAGGCCAACGAGCGAGCCACAGCAGCUAGCAUCGAGUGUGAGCUGGCUCGCGAGCAAAGAGAUGCUCUGGAGAUGCAGCUUAAAAAAUUGCAAGAAGAGCUUGAAAGAAUCCCAGGAACACAAGACUCAAAAUUGCACAGCUCUUUGACAGAGCUAGAAGGUCUACCCCUUAAUACACUCUACAGCAUCCAGAAGCAACUACACACAAGCCUGGAAAGAGUCGACAAGGUCAGACUCAGGGGCAGUGUUCCAGCUCCAAUCAACAAAAUGCCAUAAAUGCCAGGAACAAAACAGGACAAUGUUACAGUGCCAACAUGCGAUGCUGUGCGAAGUAUGUGCAACAGAACGUGGCGAUUGUUCAGCCUGUAAGCCCAGCAUUGCCCCUAUUCUGCAACCAUGACCAUAGCCUGCCUGGACCCAGGCUAUUGAGAACUCCAUUUUAUAUACAAUUAUAUAAAUAUAUAUUCAUACAGUGAAAUCCUAGUGAAACUAAGCACUUUUAAACAUGACUUUUCCAUUCCUUAGAAACUUGCUUCUUCAAGUCUACAUUUUUUUUUCUAUUGAGGGAGACUCUGAAAAUGAAACGGAGAUUCAAAGAGCCUGCCCUGUUGCUAUUCUUCAACAUUCGUGGGGACGGUCGAAAUUUUGUAUUUCCAUUUUUAUCGCCUAAAAAUGGAUCACUUUCUGGCAGAAUUCUUUUAAAAAAAAAAAAAUGAAGCAAAAAAACCAUACAUGCCUUGGACUCUUACUUAUACGUCAGAGGCAUCGUCU
This is a messenger RNA of Spea bombifrons (plains spadefoot toad), 3081 nucleotides long. It is a transcript of the gene UNK, whose product is annotated as unk zinc finger. The coding region runs from base 202 to 2586 and encodes 794 amino acids. The record is from RefSeq and is a predicted model, not a curated record. The transcript is spliced from 17 exons. Lineage: Eukaryota; Metazoa; Chordata; Amphibia; Anura; Pelobatidae. Gene Ontology annotation, molecular function: metal ion binding; mRNA CDS binding. Gene Ontology annotation, biological process: cell morphogenesis involved in neuron differentiation.